CGCAGUUGAGCCACGCACUCACUUGGGUAGUCUUCCUUCAGAUUUCUCUGGUGAUCCGCUAGCUUUGAGCGAUGAAAAUGGCUUCCUCCAGGGUUUUCCUCCUGUGCGGCCUGCUUCUGGCCGUUGUCGUUCUCAUGGCCGCGCAGGUCUCGGCUCGUGACCUUGCUGAGGAGACUCAGUCACAGGAGAGCGUGAAGGAGGCUAACUACGGCCAAGGAUAUGGACCUGGCUACGGCCAUGGCAAGGGUCACGGCGAACAUGGCCAAGGUGGAAAGGGGUAUGAAGGUGGCGAGCACGGCCACGGCGGCCACGGCGGUCACGGCGGCCACGGUGGUCACGGCGGUGGCGGCGGUCAUGGUGGUCACCCUCCAGAAGAAACCGAAGAUGUCAAGAACUAGAUAAUGGACUCAGUUGGGUCCAUCAUCCUGCUGGGAAUGUAGGAGAAUGUAUGCCAUGUAACUCGUAGAAGCUUAAAAGCUUCUGCAAUAAUGGUUGAAUAAAAUGGUUUCUCCACUGUCGUGAGCAGCUUUGUUGUGUUUCAGAUGGUUCUUUUGGUGAUUUCAAGGACGAGUCGUCUCAAAUGUCCACUGAUGUUUGCAUGUGAAUGAAUAAAACCCACUUUAAUUGGCAACAAA
This is a messenger RNA of Eucalyptus grandis, 635 nucleotides long. Its product is annotated as cold and drought-regulated protein CORA. The record is from RefSeq and is a predicted model, not a curated record. The transcript has 2 exons. Lineage: Eukaryota; Viridiplantae; Streptophyta; Magnoliopsida; Myrtales; Myrtaceae. Bases 72 to 398 code for a protein of 108 amino acids.